Hyaloperonospora brassicae is the source of this 1839-nucleotide messenger RNA. The record is from the annotation of a GenBank genome assembly. Lineage: Eukaryota; Oomycota; Peronosporomycetes; Peronosporales; Peronosporaceae.
AUGGAUACACCGACAAACCCUACGGAAAAGGUGCCUCCGCCAGCUCUCAAGGCGACCGUUGGGCCGAACCCAACGACCACUCGCGGCGCUCCGAGUGUUUUGGGCGUCCACCCCAAAGAGCCCAAACUUAUCUACUGCAGUGGGAAGCUCGUGAUUGUGCGGCACCUGGAGGACCCGACCGAUACGUUCGUGUACAAGGGCCACAACGAGCCAACGACCGUGGCCAAGUUCUCGCCGAAUGGCUAUUGGGUCGCGUCCGGUGACGUGUCGGGCAAAGUGCGUGUGUGGUCGUACGACAAUCCCGAGCACACGCUCAAGUUGGAAGUCCCGGUCUUUGCUGGCGAAAUCAAAGACUUGUCAUGGGACCCUGAGAGCAAGCGGAUCGUUGCCGUGGGUGACGGACGUGGUUUCAUGGCACGGGUGUUCACGUACGAUACGGGCAAUAGCAUUGGCGAGAUUGUGGGUCACCAGAAGCGGAUUCUGAGCGUGGAUUACCGUCCGACGCGUCCUUUUCGCAUCAUGACGGCAAGUGAGGACUUUAACGUGUGCGUGUACGAAGGCCCUCCGUUCAAGUUCAAGCAGAACAACAAUAACCUGCACGCCAACUUUGUCAAUUGCGUGCGCUUCUCGCCGAAUGGCGAGUUUGCAGUCAGCGUUGGCUCGGACAAGCUCAUGUGCUUGUACGAUGGCAGCAGCGGCGAGCUGGUGGACAAGUUCCCAGCGGCACACCAGGCGUCCAUCUACUCUGUGUGCUGGAGCCCGGAUGGCACACAGCUGCUGACGUCGUCGGCGGAUAAGACGGUGCUGCUCUGGGAUGUUGUGUCCCGCAGUGUCGUGACAAAGUUCACGUUUGGUGGCUCGAAGCCACAGGUGAAAGACAUGCAAGUGGCGGUCGCCUGGUGUCAGAACCAUCUGAUCUCGCUCAGUCUCUCGGGUGACCUGAACUUCCUGGACCUGGACAGCCCGUCGCAGCCGAAACAAGUCGUGCAGGGUCACCAGGUGAGUAUCCUGUCGCUCGCAACAGAGCCAUCGCAGCAGCGCAUCCUUACGGGCAGCUACGACGGCGUUGUUUGCUCGUGGACGUCAAAGACUGCCACGACUCUAGUAGGCGCCCACCAUACUGCAAAGAUCACGGGCAUAUCCGCCACGUCGAGCCAAAUUGCUAGCUCAGGGUGGGACGACCAGCUGCGUUUUGCCAACGGAAUGGAGUACGUCGCCGCUGAGGCACUGAACGCGCAGCCGAAUGGCGUGGCGCUCACGGAGUCUGGUCUUGCUGUGGUCAGCACGGGCAAGGGCGUGAAGCUUUUGCGCGACCACAAGUUGGUGUUUGAGACGCCAACGUUCUCGUGGACGCCCACUUGCGUGGCGAUCUCGCCGUCAGAAGACCUUGUGGCAGUUGGAUCACAAGAGGACAUGAAGAUUCACUUGUUUGACGUGGUGAAUGGUUCGUCACUUGUCGAAAGCGGUGAGAUUGUCGGACACCUGGGUGCCCUGACGUCCGUGUCGUUUUCGCCAGAUGGCUCGCUGCUCGCUGCGGGUGACACUUACCGUGAAGUGCGCGUGUGGGACGUCGCGUCUCGUUCAGCCAAGGUGCAGGGCAUGUGGGUCUAUCACUCGACGCGCGUGACGAGCGUGGCUUGGGCCCCGAGCGGCGACUUUGUGGCCAGUGGCUCACUGGACGAGCGCAUCUACAUUUGGGACGUGAACAGCCCCAUGAAGAAGCGCGUGUUCGACUUUUCGCACAAGGACGGCGUCACGGGUGUGGGUUUCGUGUCCGAGACGGAGCUCGUGUCGGUUGGCAAUGACGCUUGUGUCAACCAUUGGGACUUGUCCGCUUGA